This is a messenger RNA of Cavia porcellus (domestic guinea pig), 1146 nucleotides long. It is a transcript of the gene Ngf, whose product is annotated as nerve growth factor. NCBI's taxonomy places the organism in Eukaryota, Metazoa, Chordata, Mammalia, Rodentia, Caviidae. The coding region runs from base 101 to 991 and encodes 296 amino acids. Gene Ontology annotation, biological process: negative regulation of neuron apoptotic process; nerve development; positive regulation of peptidyl-serine phosphorylation. Gene Ontology annotation, molecular function: growth factor activity; nerve growth factor receptor binding. The transcript has 4 exons. The record is from RefSeq and is a predicted model, not a curated record. Gene Ontology annotation, cellular component: synaptic vesicle; axon; dendrite.
CGGGCACAGCAGAGAGCGACGGGAGCGGAGGGGAGCGCAUCGGGUGAUUGAACUGCAGCGAUUUUUGCAGUGAAACUGAAGUCCAGCUGCUCAAACAGAAAUGGCCUCAUCUCAUGGACACUUUAACGAAGUUCUGGCCUGUGGUCGUGCAGUGCAGGGGGUUGGAUGGCAUGCUGGACCCAAACUCAGUUCAGCGUCUGGACCCAAUAACAGCAUUGCCAAGGGAGCAGCUUUCUAUCCUGGCCACACUGAGGUGCACAGCGUAAUGUCCAUGUUGUUCUACACUCUGAUCACAGUGUUUUUGAUCGGCAUCCAGGCAGAACCAUAUUCAGACAGCAAUGUCCUAUCAGGAGACACCAUCCCCCAAGCCCACUGGACUAAACUCCAGCACUCCCUUGACACAGCCCUUCGAAGAGCCCACAGUGCCCCUGCUGCACCAAUAGCUGCCCGGGUGGCAGGGCAGACCCUCAACAUCACCGUGGACCCCAGACUGUUUAAGAAACGGCGACUCCACUCCCCCCGUGUGCUCUUCAGCACCCAGCCCCCACCCCUGUCUACAGACGCUCAGGAUCUGGACUUCGAGGUGGAUGGUGCUGCUUCUGUCAACAGGACUCACAGGAGCAAGCGGUCAUCCACCCACCCAGUCUUCCACAUGGGAGAGUUCUCAGUGUGUGACAGUGUCAGCGUGUGGGUUGCAGAUAAGACCACAGCCACAGACAUUAAGGGCAAAGAAGUGACAGUGUUGGCAGAGGUAAAUGUUAACAACAAUGUAUUCAAACAGUACUUUUUUGAGACAAAGUGCCGGGACCCCAGUCCCGUGGACAGUGGGUGCCGAGGCAUCGACUCCAAGCACUGGAACUCAUAUUGCACCACAACCCACACCUUUGUCAAGGCACUGACCACAGAUAACAAGCAGGCUGCCUGGCGCUUUAUCCGGAUAGACACAGCCUGCGUGUGUGUGCUCAAUAGGAAGGCUGCAAGAAGAGGCUGAUCCUCCUGAAGCUUCCAUUCCCCACCUUCCCCCUCCACUCUCCUGGGCCCCUCCCUACCUCAACCUGUAAAUUAUUUUAAAUUAUAAGGAUCGCAUGGUAAUUUAUAGUUUAUACAGUUUUAAAACAUCAUUAUUUAUUAAAUUUUUGAAGCAUC